UCAGUUAAACAAUUGAGUUAUCCUGUUAAGAAGUUCACCAUUUCUCAGUUUUUUCUCUAAUUUGAAAAAUGAGGAACUAUUGUGAUCUGGUAAUCGCUUUGGUCGUCACUCUUAAUUCUAUUGAAUUAAGUUCACAGUCCGAAAGUGCCCCUGCUUACAAAGGCGAAACUUCUGAUUACGAAACUCCUCUGCUUAAGGCACCUCUUCGUAAGUCACCUCCUCUUAGUGAGGAACCUCGUGUGGUACCACCUCUUUCUGAAGCACGUCUUCGUCCGGAACCUAUUUGUCCGGAACCGAUUCGUCCGGAACCUAUUCGCCUGGUACCUCACCGUAAGAGGCGUUCUCGAACCGGACCUGCUUCUUUAAUAAUAAAUUUCGCUCAUCCCGAGCCACAUGGAGAGUUGACAUAUCAAAAAAUCGAUUAUCCUGCUGGCUUUCAAAUGAAACAAAGAAAUGGUACUUUUAUCUCAGUACCAACAAACAAACCUAUUCUUUCAUUAGUAGCAGCCAAUGGUUACGCCCUCGGUGUAUUGAAUCAAUAUUAUCCAUGGACAUUCUCCAUCUUUUUUGGAAUUUAUGCUGAAUUUGAUGGAAAACCACAUCGCUUCAAAAUUCCUGUAGAAGGCGGUAAACCUGUGGUAAUGCACCCGGAUGAAGAGAAGGUAUUUCAUGACUUUCGACAAUUCGAUAUGCAUGGAAAAAAAUAUUAAAAUUUAUUUAUAUACUUAUGUCUGGC
This is a messenger RNA of Belonocnema kinseyi, 736 nucleotides long. RefSeq lists its product as uncharacterized. Lineage: Eukaryota; Metazoa; Arthropoda; Insecta; Hymenoptera; Cynipidae. The record is from RefSeq and is a predicted model, not a curated record. The transcript has 2 exons. Bases 69 to 710 code for a protein of 213 amino acids.